Messenger RNA from Pichia kudriavzevii, 2055 nucleotides. RefSeq lists its product as uncharacterized. The transcript has a single exon. NCBI's taxonomy places the organism in Eukaryota, Fungi, Ascomycota, Pichiomycetes, Pichiales, Pichiaceae. The record is from RefSeq and is a predicted model, not a curated record. Gene Ontology annotation, cellular component: nucleus. Gene Ontology annotation, biological process: interstrand cross-link repair. The coding region runs from base 1 to 2055 and encodes 684 amino acids. Gene Ontology annotation, molecular function: single-stranded DNA 5'-3' DNA exonuclease activity.
AUGCUAAAAAAAAAGUUGCAAACUAUCAAGGUGAGAAUACCUGUUCCUCAUAAUAUACAAAAUUUGAAGGCCAAAAGUGUUGAAGUAUCAGAAUACAAAAAAAGCCCACAACAUUCAGACGCUGAAGUUAUCAGACAAAUAAAGAGGCUAUGCCAAACAACUAAUAAUGAAAACAACAAUAACAUUGAUAUCGAUCCUAAGAUUCAAGCUAAAACUUUGAAUCGUGAUAAAAAGGAAGACCUAUCGUAUCAAAUUGACGCGUUAGCUGAUAGGUUGAAUAACCUGAAACACUCAAAGUAUCUCCCUCUUGAAUUUACUACAACUGUAAAGGACAGCACCCCAUACGACUAUUUAGCCAAAGCAAGUAUAGGUCAAGAGAAAAAGAGACUCUCGGUUACAAAAAUAAUACCCUAUAGAUACUGCGAGUUGAAAUCAAUGUAUGAAGUUUAUCUUGGGUUUGAGAUGCACCGAUCUGAGGCCAUGAAACAUGGUGUUGAAAUACAUCGCACAAUGGAAAUUAACGACCACCCACAAAGACCUAUUUUGGUGGAAUCUGCAAAUCAAGAAAGUAGGAGUUUAGUCGAUGUUGAUGCUGAGGAGCUACAACCUGCUGAUAGAUCAACACGUCAAACCAGAAAAAAGAUGGUAGAUCAAACACUAAAACGAAUGUCCAGACUGAAUAACCAAAAUGUUGUCACUUUGCAAGAUCCCGAGUUGAGUGAUGAUAUCAGCGUUAAAAACCCCGAAACCUCAUUUAUUAAGGACGAGGGAAAAUAUAAUCAAGAAAAAGACAGAGAAUCAUGGAUUAAUACUACACUCAAGGACGCAAAAACAAAUGGGGAAAGAGGAGAAGCUGUAGACAAAAAUAGUAUUUUUGCUGAUAUCGAAAAAGCACAGAUGGUGGCAGGCACUUCGAGAAGAACAGAUGAACUCAAUUCGAAAAUGACAUUAAUUACUGAAGCUAUUGAUAAAGGCUUCCAGAUAAUUCCGAAGAUUCGACUGAAAGGCGAAAAAGAGCCAUCGGGGUCAGAUGCUUUCAAGUUGACACAAACUCUUAUUAGAUAUCUUCAGUUGUUCCGAAAGGGAACAUGCCACGAAGUGCUAGUGCAUGGGUUUUAUAACCCACAUAUUGAAGAUUUAAUAAUACCAUCAAACAAGAAGCAACUAAUUGAAGAUGAUAAAAUCACUAUAAGCGGUGUAAUUGAUCAACUAAAGCUUCAGAGUGUACAAGAAGGUGCUUUUCCUCUGUUCCAGAAAGAAAUUAGUGAAAAAUUGGAAGGUACCGAAACAUUUGAACAAUUGAUAAAAACCAUUGAGGACGUUACUAGGUCAUGGGUCUCAGAACAAGAUCCAAUGAUUGAAUUAGUGAUCAAUGAUGAUAAAACUAGGAUGUUCAAUGCCAGACCAACACGAAUAGUUCAACAACAGAAUUUAGUUCAAGUUGGUAUGUACGCCAAACUAUUGGGACUACUUACAAAUAAUGUUGAUUUCACCUACCACUCAUGGUUAUGUAAUAUGAAGGAUAGAGGGAAUGAAGUUUUUGAACCAUUAUCUAAUGAUGUUGUUUCCUUUUGCUCGAUUUGCAGUGAUUUAUUAUUUAACGAUUUUCUAAGAUUGAAGAAUGGUGAAAUGAUCGAUUAUUCAGAUAUUGUGGACGGUCCUUAUUCAGCAUCUGGUAUGACGAAGUUCAUAUAUGAAAAUACAACAGAUGACACUAGUCUUGAUAUACUUGCUGGAGAAUGGAUCUAUCCACCAACAUUGGCACAUAUCACAGCGAGGUUAUCACAAGUUCAGCUGUUGGUAAAACCCUUUUUUCACAAGAAAAUCGAAGUUACUUACCUUUUUGCAGACCCCAAAAAUUCUGGCAAAUUAAAGGUAAUUGAUGUUUCUCAAAGCCAAUAUGAUGAAGAGUUCAUCAAUGAGCAAAUACAUUUAGGGAUGGACCUAUGGAUGGGUAGGAGGGAACCGGCUGGCCCAUUAAUGCCACAAGCUUGCAAGAAUUGCGAAUUCAAUCACAAGUGCCAAAUACCCCUCAAAAGACAAGGCCUAUUGUAG